ACAUCCAAAGUUUCAAUUUCAAAACAUUCUACUACAACAAUUAUUCUAAACUUUCAUUUCUAAAGAACACAGACAGGCAAAAACAGAAGAAGGAAUCUCAAAUUCAUGAGUAGCGCUACACACAUUAUUACCCUUACAACAAGAUUUCAAUUUAAUGAUGUCUUGAACAAAAUAUCUCAAAUUCUUCAAAAAGCACAAAAGAACCAAAGUUCAAGGCGAUCAUUGAGGUUAAUCUUAAAGGAUUUAUCUCCCGUUGUACAAGAUAUAAAGCAAUACAAUGAUCAUUUGGAUCACCCCAGAGAAGAAAUAAAUAGUCUGAUAGAAGAAAAUGAUGCAGGAGAAAGUGCAUGUACAUGUUCUUCUGAGAAUGAUUCCUAUGGCUAUGUUGUUGAGGAGAACCAAUCUCUUACUGUAAAUGAUGUUGAAGAGACGCUUUAUAAGACCAGAGAAAUUCUUGAGCUUCUCAACCAUGAAUUCAAUGAAGAUGGACAACUUUUCAAGCGUCCUUUCAAUGUUCCUGAAAAUCAAAAAUUCACUGUUGGGUUGGAUAUACCAUUUAGCAAGUUGAAAAUGGAGCUUCUGAGGGGUGGUAGCUCCACACUUGUGUUGACUGGUUUAGGAGGAUUGGGGAAAACCACUCUGGCUACAAAGCUUUGUUGGGAUGAAGAAGUUAAUGGUAAAUUCAAGGAAAACAUUAUAUUUGUCACCUUCUCAAAAACACCCAUGCUGAAGACUAUUGUAGAGAGAAUACAUCAACAUUGUGGAUAUCCAGUGCCUGAGUUUCAAAGUGAUGAAGAUGCUGUCAAUAGGUUAGGACUUCUGUUGAAGAAAGUUGAGGGAAGUCCACUAUUGUUGGUUCUGGAUGAUGUUUGGCCAAUCUCAGAGCCCCUUGUUGAGAAAAUUCAAUUCCAGAUAUCAGAUUUCAAAAUUCUGGUGACCUCAAGAGUUGCAUUUCCAAGGUUUAGCACAACAUGUAUCUUAAAACCUCUUGCUCAUGAAGAAGCAGUGACGCUUUUCCAUCAUUAUGCUCAGAUGGAAAAAAAUAGUUCAGAUAUCAUCAACAAAAAUCUUGUCGAAAAGGUUGUUAGAAGUUGUCAAGGUUUACCGCUUACCAUUAAAGUAAUUGCUACAUCACUCAAAAAUCGGCCUCGUGACAUGUGGCGAAAGAUAGGGAAAGAACUAUCACAAGGUCAUUCUAUUCUUGAUUCUAAUACUGAUUUACUUACUCGCCUCCAAAAGAUCUUCGAUGUUUUAGAAGAUAAUCCCACAAUCAUGGAGUGCUUCAUGGACAUAGCCUUAUUUCCCGAAGACCAUAGAAUUCCUGUCGCUGCUCUCGUUGAUAUGUGGGCAGAGCUGUAUAGACUAGAUGACAACGGAAUACAAGCAAUGGAAAUCAUCAACAAAUUAGGCAUCAUGAAUUUGGCUAAUGUCAUAAUACCAAGGAAAAAUGCAAGUGACACGGACAAUAACAACUACAAUAAUCACUUCAUCAUCCUUCAUGAUAUUCUAAGAGAACUUGGAAUUUACCAAAGCGCCAAGGAACCAUUUGAGCAAAGAAAAAGACUGAUUAUUGACAUUAAUAAAAAUAAAAGUGGGCUCGCGGAGAAGCAGCAAGGCUUGAUGACCUGUAUAUUGUCAAAGUUUAUGAGAUUGUGUGUUAAACGGAAUCCUCAACAGCUCACUGCCCGUAUAUUGUCGGUAUCAGCUGAUGAAACAUGUGCGUUCGAUUGGUCUCAAAUGGAACCAGCUCAGGUUGAGGUUCUGAUUUUAAAUCUUCAUACCAAGCAGUACUCAUUACCCGAGUGGAUUGCAAAAAUGAGUAAACUAAGAGUUCUGAUAAUCACAAACUACGAUUUCCAUCCUUCUAAACUGAACAACAUUGAGCUUCUCGGUUCUUUACAGAACCUGGAAAGAAUCAGAUUAGAGCGGAUUUACGUUCCUUCCUUCGGCACAUUGAAGAAUCUGAAAAAACUAUCUCUCUACAUGUGUAACACAAUACUGGCUUUUGAAAAGGGUAGCAUCCUAAUUUCAGAUGCAUUUCCAAAUCUAGAAGAAUUGAACAUUGAUUACUGCAAAGAUUUGGUGGUAUUACCAAUUGGUAUCUGUGAUAUCUUCUUACUAAAGAAGCUCAGGGUUACUAAUUGCCACAAGCUUUCUUCACUUCCCCAAGAUAUUGGAAAAUUGGAGAAUUUGGAACUUCUAAGCCUCAGUUCAUGUACUGACUUGGAAGCUAUACCGACUUCCAUUGGAAAGCUGUUAAAUCUAAAACAUCUUGACAUUUCAAACUGCAUCAGCCUUUCAAGUUUACCUGAGGAAUUUGGUAAUUUGUGCAAUCUAAAGAAUCUGGACAUGGCAAGUUGUGCAAGUAUUGAAUUGCCAUUCUCAGUUGUCAAUCUUCAGAAUUUGAAGACGAUAACCUGCGAUGAAGAGACGGCUGCUACAUGGGAAGAUUUCCAGCAUAUGCUUCCCAAUAUGAAGAUAGAGGUUCUUCAUGUUGAUGUUAACUUAAAUUGGCUUCUUUGAAUGACUUUUGUAUAGCAUAUAAUUAAAAUUCUUUUGUAAUAUUUUGUAAUUUCUUUUUGUAUAAAUACAUGAUUUGUAUUAGCUAUUCUCAAUCAAUAAAUUCAAUUUUUAAUUUUUUUAUCA
Molecule: messenger RNA, 2646 nt
Organism: Medicago truncatula (barrel medic)
Lineage: Eukaryota; Viridiplantae; Streptophyta; Magnoliopsida; Fabales; Fabaceae
Product: probable disease resistance protein At5g66900
Exons: 5
Coding region: 106-2523 (805 amino acids)
Molecular function (GO): ADP binding
Source: RefSeq, a predicted model, not a curated record